This is a messenger RNA of Chenopodium quinoa (quinoa), 3689 nucleotides long. Its product is annotated as probable acyl-CoA dehydrogenase IBR3. The record is from RefSeq and is a predicted model, not a curated record. Bases 797 to 3289 code for a protein of 830 amino acids. Gene Ontology annotation, molecular function: flavin adenine dinucleotide binding; oxidoreductase activity, acting on the CH-CH group of donors. Lineage: Eukaryota; Viridiplantae; Streptophyta; Magnoliopsida; Caryophyllales; Amaranthaceae. The transcript has 17 exons.
AACCAUCUCCCUUUCCCCCUCCCUGACGCACCUCACCUCGAAUUCCCUCUCCCACCCCGCCUUGAACCCAAAAACUCCCUCUUCGCCUUUCCACCUUCGCCGGAACCUCUUCAUCGGCAUCCAAGAAUCCCUCCUCGCGCCGGCGAACCCAAACCGCCACUCCUCUGCCAUAUCCACCCCCUGAACCACCACGCCAAAACCCCAAAAUCGAAAAUCCCUAAAAUCGAAAUUUAAGGUUUUAGAGUGUCGAGGUGGAGGUUUUUGGCUAUGGUGGGCGGCAGCAACGUGGGGAGGGGGGAUCUGGGCUGCCGGCGAAGUGGUUUCGAGGUGGUUGAUUGAUUUUCGGCUAUGAUGGAAAGGUGGGCAUGGUGGUUUUGGGGAAUGGGAUGACACAGGCGCGGGGUUAAGGGGAGGGGUGGCGCUGGCGCAUUGGGGAGGGGCGCCAACGACGGGGAGGUUGGGUUGGGUGGUGAGGAGGCUGGGUUGGGUACUUGGGUGGCGGUUGAGGGGAGGUGAUUGGCUAAGGUGGUUGGGGUAAGGUGGUGUUUUAAUUUUUUUUGAAGCUUUUUUUUUAAAUAAUUAAUUAAUUAAUUUGAAAACCAAUAAGAUGAUGCCAUGUGGACAAAUGAAAUUAGAUGUGUACGGUGAAUUUGAAAUUUUUUUUGUAUAUAUAGUCAAUAAAAAAAUAAUUCAGGUAUAUAUAUGAAAAAUCCGAAAAAAUAAUACAAAUGUGUUUAGAGAUAUAAAUACAAAAAGCAAAAGCGGUAAAGUUAGGAAAACCUCGGCAUAAUUUUCAAUGGCGAAACUAACAUCCGAGCUGACAACAGACAAAUUAUCCUCGGAUCCUCAAUUUAACGCCGUUACACUCUUUAAUUAUUGCCGUGCUCACGUUCAUGGCUUCCCUUCCUCUACUACACCCUCUCAUUUCUCUGUUCGUCAGUUUGGGCAUGGUCAAUCAAAUCCUACAUUCUUGUUGGAAGUUGACGUCAAUGGUAUCUUGAACCGGUAUGUCUUGAGAAAAAGGCCCCAUGGGAAACUGCUCCCAUCUGCUCAUGCGGUGGAGAGAGAAUUUAAGGUAUUACAUGCAUUGGGUACUCAUACCAAAGUACCAGUUCCUAAGGUCUUCUGCUUGUGCACUGAUACAAGUGUGAUUGGAACUUCUUUUUAUGUAAUGGAGUAUUUGGAGGGUCGCAUAUUUUUAGAUCCAACCCUUCCGGGUUUGGAUCCGCAUAGAAAGAAUGCAAUAAAUCGUGAGUCAGCUCGAGCAUUAGCUUCUUUGCAUCAAAUUGAUGUUGACACCAUUGGUUUAGGAAAUUAUGGGCUUCGUGAAAACUAUUGCAAAAGGCAGAUAGAAAGAUGGGGAAAGCAAUACAUGGCAUCAACUGCAGGAGGUAAGCCCGAGAGAAAUCCUAAAAUGGUAGAGCUUAUCAGCUGGUUGCACAAUAAUUUACCUUUGGAAGAUUCAUCUGGAUCUGCUUCUGGUCUAGUCCAUGGUGACUUUCGGAUUGAUAAUCUUAUCUUCCAUCCAAAUGAGGAUCGAGUGAUUGGAAUCCUGGACUGGGAAUUGUCUACUCUUGGAAACCAAAUGUGUGAUGUUGCUUACAAUUGCUUGCAUUACGUUGUGGAUUAUUCUAUCGAUAAGAUAGGUCAGGACAAAGGAUUGGAAGAAACUGGGAUACCAGAGGGGAUUCCUUCAAUGGCUGAAUAUUUAGCAGAAUACUGCUCUGCAGCUGGAAAGCCUUGGCCUGCUGCUCAUUGGAAGUUCUACAUUGCUUUUUCUUUGUUUCGUGCAGCAGCUAUCUAUGCUGGCAUCUACAGCAGAUGGAUCAUGGGUAAUGCUUCGGGAGGAGAGCGGGCAAUCCAUACUGGAGCCAAAGCUAAUGUUCUCAUAGGUUAUGCAUGGUCCUUUAUUUCUAAAACUUCUGUACUUCCAGAGCGUCCCCCAUCUGGCCCAUUUUCAUCAGAUCAUAUUCAAAAUUAUGGAAAUCAACAUGAAAUUCCAAAUACCAUAGAGGAAGGAGGCAAGUUUUCUAUAAGUGGAAAGGUUAUAGAACUAAGGAGCAAAUUGAUCAGAUUUAUGGAGGAUCAUAUAUACCCCAUGGAGAACGAGUUCUAUAAACUUGCUUUGUCUCCCUCUCGCUGGACUGUUCACCCCGCAGAAGAGAAAUUAAAGGAGCUGGCAAAGAGAGAUGGGUUAUGGAAUUUAUGGAUACCUUUAGAUAGUGCUAUGCGUGCUAAGAAAAUAUUUGCCACUGAAAAAAGCCAAAAAUCCCCUGGUGGUCAGUUACUUGGACCAGGACUCUCCAACCUUGAAUAUGGACAUCUGUGUGAGAUUAUGGGCCGUUCUGUUUGGGCUCCUCAGAUUUUCAAUUGUGGGGCUCCUGAUACUGGAAAUAUGGAGGUUUUACUACGCUAUGGGACUGAAGAUCAACUAAAAGAAUGGCUUAUACCUUUGCUUGAAGGCCAAAUACGUUCUGGGUUUGCAAUGACAGAACCACAAGUAGCAUCCUCUGAUGCGACAAACAUUGAGUGUUCCAUAAAAAGAGAUGGUGAUUCUUAUGUCAUAAAUGGAACCAAGUGGUGGACGAGUGGGGCAAUGGAUCCAAGGUGCAAACUUCUCAUCGUUAUGGGUAAAACAGAUUUUGAUGCCCCAAAGCACAAGCAACAGUCCAUGAUCCUUGUUGACACUAAAACACCUGGAGUACAUAUCAAAAGACCACUGAUGGUGUUCGGCUUCGAUGAUGCCCCUCAUGGUCAUGCUGAAGUAUCCUUUCAAGAUGUGCGUGUGCCAGCCAAGAAUAUUCUACUUGGAGAAGGACGUGGAUUUGAAAUCGCACAGGGUAGGUUAGGACCUGGAAGACUCCAUCAUUGCAUGAGGCUUAUUGGUGCUGCUGAGCGUGGUAUGCAGAUGAUGGCUGAAAGAGCCCUUCAACGUAGAGUGUUUGGUAAACUAAUUGCUCAACAAGGCUCAUUCCUUUCAGAUAUUGCUAAGUGUCGUGUAGAGCUAGAGAAAACUAGACUUCUGGUUCUGGAAGCUGCUGACCAACUUGAUCGGCUUGGAAACAAAAAGGCACGUGGGACCAUAGCAAUGGCUAAGGUAGCUGCUCCAACCAUGGCGCUGCAGGUGCUUGACAUGGCCAUGCAGGUGCAUGGUGCCCUGGGAUUGUCCAAUGACACUGUUUUGGCACAUCUGUGGGCAACGGCAAGGACCCUGAGGAUUGCUGAUGGUCCAGAUGAGGUUCACUUGGGUACUAUUGCCAAAUUGGAGCUGCGAAAAUCCAAGAUGUAAAGCUUCUAAAAUAUGCAAAAACAAAAGUUUUAUUACUUGCAACCCAGCCUCUGUUGAUCCCGACAAUGCCACCACAGAAAAGACGGAUAUGUCCCUCAAAUAUAACUAUUGCUCAAAAUAAAUGUUGUAAACCUAUGUAAAAGAUCACAUUUUAACUGCUUUACAAAAAAAUAAUACAGAACAUUUUAUAAAUGUUGUAAUGUUGUAAAUUUUUUUUUUAACAAAUCUAUUAAGGAAAAGUAAAUUGUCCGUGUCCGAGGCUUGUAUUGUAUUCAAUCAACCUUGAUAGCUAUAGCUUGCUCACUUCGAGCAAAUGGAAACUCUCAUGGAUUUCACGAUACUUUGCGAAAACAAACAUAAGCUUUGCUACUGUAUAUAAAAAUCAGAACAGUAUGAAAUA